UUUUACGUUCAUUAGGGGCGGCGGGGGCGAUAAGACGACGCGACGCGACGCGACGUCACGCGUCGCGGUGCCUCGAUCGCGACAAGAGGUACUUUUGUCAAGAGAACGAAGGAGACAAGAGGCGAACGCGUCAGCAACGGCUGGUGGCAAACAUGUUACGUUCGCGCGGCGGCAGCGAGACGAGAUCAUACGUGCGCCGAGCGAAAAGAUCCCGACCUGUCGUCGCCGCUGCCAAAUAAGUCCGUGCACGCAGGAACAUGGCCUCUUCCGCAAAGAGAUCUUGGAAACUCCAGGAAUUUGUUGCCCAUAUACCAAAUGUCAAUUGCUUGGCAUUAGGUCACAAGUCGGGACGAGUUUUGGUAACUGGUGGUGAUGACAAAAAAGUGAACUUAUGGGCUGUUGGAAAGCAAAAUUGUAUUAUGAGCUUAAGUGGCCAUACCACCCCAAUAGAAUGUGUACGCUUUGGCCAAACAGAAGAUCUGGUAUGUGCGGGUUCACAGACAGGUGCACUGAAGAUUUGGGAUCUAGAACAUGCCAAAUUGGCACGUACACUGACAGGACACAAGUCUGGAAUACGUUGUAUGGACUUUCAUCCUUAUGGAGAGUUAUUGGCAUCAGGCAGUUUGGAUACCGCGAUAAAGUUGUGGGAUAUUCGAAGGAAAGGUUGCAUUUUCACGUAUAAAGGUCACAAUAGGACUGUCAACAGCCUAAAAUUCAGUCCUGAUGGGCAAUGGAUCGCCAGUGCUGGGGAGGAAGGAAUGGUUAAGCUGUGGGACCUAAAGGCUGGUAGACAACUAAGGGAAUUUUCAGAACACAGAGGGUCAGCGAUCACCGUUGAGUUCCAUCCCCAUGAAUUCCUAUUAGCCAGUGGUAGCGUGGACAGGACAGUCCACUUCUGGGAUUUAGAGUCAUUUCAACUCGUAUCUUCUACAGAACAAAGUCAUUCUUCUGCCAUUCGGUGCCUGUAUUUUAGUCAAGGUGGAGAGUGUCUAUUCGCCGGUAGUCACGAUGUUUUAAAAGUUUAUGGCUGGGAACCAGGAAGGACUUUAGACACAAUACCCACAGGCUGGGGAAAGGUUCAAGACAUAGCAGUGGCUCAGAACCAAUUGAUCGGUGCGAGUUUUCACACAGCAAAUGUCACUUUAUACGUAUGUGACUUGAAGAAAAUCGCGCCACUAGGUGGAAUAUCCACCGUGGGCUCGCCUUUCAGUCAUGGGAAUUCCCUGAGGAAGAGCUUCUCCAGGGAACGACCGAUUGCAUUGAAAAAACACACGUUGGACGUACGAACGAUAGAAGAAGCGGAUAAAUCCGGCACAGAUCCGGAGGAUGAGGUCACUUACGCGGAUAUACCCAACGUAACCGAGUACAGAGACAUUUUCCAACCGAGCAGGGCGUUGUCUCGCACUCCACCCCCUGAACUACCUGAGGCUUACGAGGAGCCUCACGACAUAGAUCCGGCGCAGCCGCAGAUACUGCAAAAUCUCUCUACCUCAAUGUCGAAUCUGAGCACGAUCGAACGCGACCAAGUGCCGCCGAUGCAAUCACCCUCUUCCCCACCACCGCCGGCGCCCACGUUAUCGUUAGCGAAACCUGUGCCGGUGCGCAUCCAGCCGAUCAAGUCCUCGCCUCCGGUUCACCGAAACUCGAUCACCUCGACGAGCCAGAUCAGAGCGAACCUGCAGGCGAACAACGGCCUGAGCAGAGCAUCCAAGAACUUGGCCUCUAUACCGCCGUUGAGACAGAACAUCACCCCGUUCCCUGGUAGAAAAACGAUAGCGAACGACACGUUGCCGUUGCCGCCGCAGCCCUUGGGGCCGCAGAGAUCCAACUCGACCUUGACGCCGCGGGUCGCGCCGAUGGCUGCCGUCAUACCCGUGAUGGACGACGGCAAGCUGAAGAACAGAGUACCCAGUCCGGAUUCUCCGAAGCAUUAUCUGAAGAGACAGUGCAACAGGGAUGGCGAGCAGGGAUACGAGAGCGAUUAUCCUGUACAAAUUAAUAGUAUAAGGCACAGUCCAUCCGACCCGGCGCUCAACAGGCCGAACACCGCGCAGUCUAGGUCUACGUCGCUCAAUAGAAACUUCGCUACCUCAACCGCGCUGUCGGCACGCAACCCCUCCACCACCGCGUCGUCGUCCACGAGAAAGCCGAACAAAGCGCAGAUCCCGCCGAAUCCUAAGCUCGACGUGCGCGUCUCGCAGAUACGAAACAGCGCGGAGGACACGGAGAAGGAAGAGCUAGUGCCGAUGAGCGCCGACAAGCCCUACGGAUUGGACGUUGAGAAUUUUUUACCGCACAGUUACACCGGUUCUACGGCGUUGGGAUACCCACAGAUGGGUGUGCUAACGGAAAUGUCCGAGGCCGAGGUAUUAAACAGCAUGAUGCGCAGCCACGAGUCAAUGAUGGCGGUAGUUAAAAGCCGGCAUCGCUCGCUGCAGAUCAUAUACUCCCUAUGGCACAAUAAAGAUCUCAAGGCCGCGGUGGAUUCUGCGGUGACGAUGAACGAUUUGGCAGUCAUCGUCGAUCUCUUGGGCAUACUCACGUUAAAACCAACAAUGUGGAAUUUGGAUAUGUGUAAUUCUCUGCUCGGUCCUAUCAGCGAUCUCCUUCAAAGUAAAUAUGAAAUGUACAUAACGGUAGCUUGCUCGGCGCUGAGACUUAUCCUUCGUAACUUCGCCCCGGUGAUAAAAUCCAAUGUGGAAGCGCCUCUUCACACGAUCGGCGUCGACGUAUCGCGUGAGGAACGGUAUCACAAGUGCCUCUCUUGCUACGAGAAGCUCAUAGCGAUACGGGCGAUUUUGCUGAAGAAGCAGUCAACGACUCCCGGCAAACUCGGUGCCUCGUUUCGCGACCUGGCGGUCCUCAUCAGGGGUCUCGAGUGACCGGAGCUGUGUCGUCUGUGAGACCCUCGUGAAUUCGAGACCACCGGUGUCGUCGGUGAACACUCACCAGGAACGGGCGGGGAACAGCGGAAAGCGAGCCGAAAAACGAGCCUUCUGUCGAGACCGAGCGGCGAAAUUGCGACCGAUCGUCGCCGUGCAGCGUCGAAAAAACAUGAAAGCGCAUUCCUACUGUUGCUCUCUUCUUUCGCCGUCACCGAUCAGCGAAGAAAGCGAACAAAGUCGCGAAAUGUUCAAUACUCUGUCGCCGGGACAAACGAGUCGCGUUGAUGGAAGAAAAAAAUGAGAAGGGUGCAGACCAGAGCAAAAGAGAGAGAGAGAGAGAAGAAAGAUAAAAUUUGUGAUGUGAGAAAUGGAAGAGGCAAGAAGAUCCGUGUCUGGCAGAAAUUCUCGCGGAUAGACGAAGAGAGACGAAGCAAAGAUCGUAAAGAGAAGAAAUGUUGCUGGAUGCGCUUAAUGCUGUACCGAGGCAUCGAGAUCCAAGCAACCCUUACAUUUUUGGAAAUUUUAGAGCUUUCAAGUGUAUACCGAGGCUUCUUUUGUGUAUCCAUUCGCUUUCAAGUCGGCUAAAUUAAAUGAUGAUUUUUCACAAUUCGAUACAUUGCUGUCAUUCGCGGUACAUUGUCGGAGCAAUAAAUCGAAACGAUGUAAUAUCGAGAUUUUUCAGAAGCAGCUCCCUCGACUCGGCGAAAUUAUUCAAGACGCGGACAAAGUCGACAAAUUCACCCUCGUGGGAAGUAUUUUUGCUACAGAUUUUAGAA
This is a messenger RNA of Harpegnathos saltator (Jerdon's jumping ant), 3661 nucleotides long. RefSeq names its product katanin p80 (gene kat80). Gene Ontology annotation, biological process: microtubule severing; microtubule depolymerization. The coding region runs from base 258 to 2882 and encodes 874 amino acids. Lineage: Eukaryota; Metazoa; Arthropoda; Insecta; Hymenoptera; Formicidae. Gene Ontology annotation, molecular function: microtubule binding. The record is from RefSeq and is a predicted model, not a curated record. The transcript has 15 exons. Gene Ontology annotation, cellular component: katanin complex.